AUGCCUUUGAGCUGUUAUCGUCCACCAGAGUACGAGAUCCCACAUGAAAAGACAAAGAACCAAGGGUUAGUGCUUGACAGCGUACAGCAAUUACGACUUGCGACACUCGACGUACCAUCUCCAAAAGCUGAUCAAGUACAGAUACAAAUCAAGACCAUGGGCAUAAGCAGCACCGAUAUCCAGCUAUGGAGAACAGGUCAUACAGGCAACAUGCCAUUGUUCGCACCUCAAUUACUCGGUUGUGAAGGGGCAGGCAUUAUUACGGCAGUAGGCUCAGCUGUGCAGCAAAGGUUUCAGGUUGGUGAUCGUGUAGCCAUUGAAGCAGCUAUACCCUGUUCGCAAUGCAACUUUUGUUUGGAUGGCCGAUACAACUUGUGUACGCAACUCUGUUUUCGAGGAAUGCCACCUUACGAUGGAAUAGGUGCUCACUAUGUCACACACCCUGCGGAUUGGUUGCACAGAUUACCGGAAACGAUCACGUUUCAAGAAGCAGCCAUGUUGGAUCCACUCUCAGUGGCCAUUGCAGGAAUCGAUCGUGCAAGGAUUGGAUUUGGCGAGUCGCUGCUUAUUACCGGAUGCAACUUGCUUGGAUUAUUGACAUUGAUGGUUGCCAAGGCUACUGGUAUCAGUCCUGUGGUUGUGGCGGGUGCACCAGGCGAUCCUCUUGAUAUGGCCAUCCAUCUAGGUGCUGAUUAUACCCAAAUAUUGGAUCCAAAGUGGAGCGAGCAAGAAAUUGUCCAAAAGAUUCAUGCAAGCGUUGAUGGUGGAACGCAUUGUGCUAUUGAUUGUAGUGGAGAAGAGCUGGCUUUGCGGGUCGCAAUCAUGACAACCAGGCUUGGUGGCACAUGUUGUCGGGUGGGAAUUGGACAAGCGGACCAAACAGUGCCUGUCAGUGCAUUCGCUUUACGUGAUGUAACAUUACGUGGUGUUCACAGGCAUCAUCAUACCUAUCCACGCGCUAUCGAGCUCAUCGCUAGUGGACGCAUUGACGUGAAUCAACUCAUCUCACACACCUACCCAUUGUCACAAGCAGCUCAAGCAUUUCAAGUAGCCACAACACCUGGGGCCACCAAAGUUCAGCUCACCAAUUGA
Messenger RNA from Lichtheimia ornata, 1092 nucleotides. RefSeq lists its product as uncharacterized. The record is from RefSeq and is a predicted model, not a curated record. The transcript is spliced from 5 exons. Gene Ontology annotation, molecular function: L-iditol 2-dehydrogenase (NAD+) activity. Bases 1 to 1092 code for a protein of 363 amino acids. Lineage: Eukaryota; Fungi; Mucoromycota; Mucoromycetes; Mucorales; Lichtheimiaceae. Gene Ontology annotation, biological process: D-sorbitol catabolic process.